Messenger RNA from Euleptes europaea (tarantolino), 1205 nucleotides. Its product is annotated as alcohol dehydrogenase 1-like. Gene Ontology annotation, biological process: retinoic acid metabolic process; retinol metabolic process. NCBI's taxonomy places the organism in Eukaryota, Metazoa, Chordata, Lepidosauria, Squamata, Sphaerodactylidae. The record is from RefSeq and is a predicted model, not a curated record. The transcript is spliced from 9 exons. Gene Ontology annotation, cellular component: cytosol. The coding region runs from base 75 to 1205 and encodes 376 amino acids. Gene Ontology annotation, molecular function: all-trans-retinol dehydrogenase (NAD+) activity; zinc ion binding.
GUUCUUGCCAAAGCCAAAGGGAAAGAGAAGAGGAGAAGACUUUUGCAGAAGAGUUUGGGCAGGAAUCCUGAAACAUGGCAACUGCAGGGAAGGUAAUUAAAUGCAGAGCUGCAGUCAUCUGGGAAGCGGGCCAGAUGCCUUCUCUUGAAGAGGUAGAGGUGGCACCACCACGAACCCAUGAGAUUCGAGUGAAGAUAGUGGCCACGGGGAUCUGUCGGACAGAUGACCAUGUACGGGCAGGUGUUUUUCCUGACAUUGAUUACCCAGUUAUUGUGGGCCAUGAAGCAGCUGGUAUUGUUGAAAGUGUUGGACCAGAAGUCACCUGUGUAAAGCCAGGUGACAAAGUCAUUCCUUUAUGUGUUCCCCAGUGUGGAGAAUGCGCCUCCUGUCUGAAUCCUAAAACAAACUGUUGCCUCAAAGGCCACGUCUGUCAAUCUCAAAACCUGAUGCCGGACAAAACAAGCCGAUUUACCUGCAAAGGGAAGCAAGUUUACCACUUUCUAUGGACUAGCACUUUCUCCGAAUACACAGUUAUACCGGAGGCUUCCAUUGCAAAGAUUGACAAUGCUGCUCCUCUGGAGAAAGUCUGUCUGUUUGGUUGCGGGUUUUCUACUGGCUACGGAGCUGCCAUCAAUUCGGCCAAGGUUGAGCCUGGUUCUACCUGUGCCGUCUUUGGCUUGGGAGGCGUUGGCCUGUCUGUUGUCAUGGGCUGCAAAACAGCUGGAGCCUCCAGGAUUAUUGGGGUUGACAUCAACAAAGACAAAUUUGCUAAAGCGAAAGAGUUAGGAGCCACCGACUGCAUCUCUCCUAAUGAUUUCGACAAACCCAUUGAUAAGGUGCUUCUGGAGAUGACUGGUCUUGGAGUGGACUAUACAUUUGAGGUGAUUGGGCGUAUUGACACAGAGGUAGCUGCCCUGGCCUCUUCCCGCUUGGGUUCUGGAACUUGCGUGCUGGUAGGGGCGCCUCCUUCAGGAUCGGCGCUCACAUUCGACCCCAAACUGGUCCUCACAGGGAGGAAACUGAUAGGGUCUUUCCUUGGAGGUUGGAAGUUAAAAGAAGCUCUCCCAAAACUGGUUUCUGAUUAUAUGAACAAGAAAUGUAACCCAGAUGCUUUAAUAAGUCACACGUUGCCCUUUGAGAAGAUUGCCGAAGGCUUUGAGCUUCUGCACGCAGGAAAAAGUAUUCGCUGCGUCUUGUUGUUUUAA